Molecule: messenger RNA, 1618 nt
Organism: Pimephales promelas (fathead minnow)
Lineage: Eukaryota; Metazoa; Chordata; Actinopteri; Cypriniformes; Leuciscidae
Source: RefSeq, a predicted model, not a curated record
GUGCAAUGUGUAAGAAUUCUGUGGAUCUAUUGACAGAAAUGCAAUAUAAAAUCCAUAACUAUGUGUUUAGUAGUGUAUAAAGACCUUACUUAAUGAACCGUAAAGUUUGUAUUACCUUAGAAUGAGUCUUUUAAAUCUACAUAGGGGUGGGAAUCCCCUUCUAUGAAGGCAGCCAUGUUGUGACGUCAUAUUUCUACUGUAGCCGACAGCGGACAAACAUCGUUACAGAGCGCGUUUCGUAUAUAACCGGAAUCAGAAGCAGCAGAAAAAGACGCUGCAGAAUUUCCGGAAUAACGAUGGACCACACUUACUGUUCAGGUAAAGAUCCGAUAUCGCCGGGUAAAUCUACUUCAAAGAAGAGAAAGCAUGAUGAAGCUAGAAAAAUAAGGCAGAAUCGUAGACAAAAAUCGCGGGUCAACAUCGGUGUGGCCUUUCCUAGAUGGAAGGAUCUUAUGAGGGAAAAGGGCUUUCAUAGCGACGCCGAGGUUGCCUGUUUUCUGCUAGACAGGUAUGAGACAGGUCCUACAACAUCAACUCCCUUGAAGACAAAACCUUUUCAAGUCCCAGCUACAGCAUUGUCAAGUAUAGGUGCUUCCAGUGGAACAGACAGAGAUGAGCAUCUUGAUGUCAUUGUUGAAGCCACUGAAAUUCAGGGCCUUGAACAAAGGUCAACCAUUUUUGGUGGUGUUGCAAGACUGCCGACACACGUGAGAAAUUUCUUGCAUUAUGGGUAGGCAUCCUUCACCAUGUCUGCAACAUUCACACAUGGACUAUGGGAAGCUGUCAACACGGUCACCUUGAAUCAGAGCAAAUACGGGAAAAGGCGUGGAUCCAGAGAGACUCACAGUCCCACAAAGCUUUAGUGGAUAUAGUCCUAAAUAAGAGGUGGCAGAAAGAUGUCCACAAAUAUCUGAAAUUCAGAUCGACUGCAGACCUAGAGUCAUUCAAUAACCACAUCCUGAUGUAUGCUAGCAAGCGCUAUGCAUUCAGCCCUCCAGUUUAUGAGGCAAGAAUUCUGCUUGCUGCUUUGGACUACAAUUACCACCUGAACCGACCAACACUGAAAACAUUGGAUGGGAAAGAAAUUUUCAAAAAACUGUAUAAGAAGAACGCUAGAAGAUACAGUGUAUAUGCCAUGAAAACAGAAAAAACAUACAGAUACAUUUCCGAGCUGCAAGGAAGGAUUGUAAAUAACAGAAUCACAAGCGGAGUGGGGAUGCCUAGAAGGAGGAGCCUUCGACCAGAUGACCCAAGACAGCUUGGUUUGGUGCCCCCUGUACCUGCACCAGCCACAUCUGAAUUGUUGCAGAGACAAGUCAGAAGAGGUCUAGGACCAUUACUCCAACCAGCAUCCGAUAUGGAAGGAUCCCCAUAGGAGAUCACCUUGCAUGUGUCCUUGUCAGCAGGAUCACGAAGGAAAUAAUUUCAAUUCAACGUCAAAAUCAUUGAUUUCAACUAGUUUCAUUUUAUCGAGUUAAAAACAGUGUUAACAGCGCAUAUUAUUCUCAGUGGUAGCUCAAAUUAAAGUGUUCAAUUUUGAUCAAUAAUGAGAAUUAAGGCUACAGAUGUAUAAUGUUUUGAAAAUAUGUAAAAAUAAAAUUGAUUUUGAUAAUUUGAA